This is a messenger RNA of Coregonus sp. 'balchen', 1480 nucleotides long. Lineage: Eukaryota; Metazoa; Chordata; Actinopteri; Salmoniformes; Salmonidae. The record is from the annotation of a GenBank genome assembly.
AUGGACGUCGUAAAAAGUUUGAACCUAACAGACAAAGCAGGAAAUUUGAUAAAAAUAUUGAUUAAUGAUGAGGAUAUUCUCUAUAAGGAAUAUAAGCCUCCUCCUAGGGACAUUAUCCAGCUGCCUAAAUCCAUGCUAUAUCUCCUGAUGGCAGCUGUCGUGGUGGUGGCUGUGGCUUACGCUAUCGUCGGUCACCUCAUCAAGGACCUGGCCCUGGACAUAGCAGGUAGUUGGGGGGACUUUAAGGACAAGGGAUGUUACAUGAGAUUGGGAUUAACCUAACAGGUUACCUGCACUAAGUACUAUAUUGAUCAGAGUUUUAAAAGAAAAUCAAGGACCUGGCACUGGACAUAGCAGGUAGUUAAUCUGUUGAGGGGACUUUAAGGACAAGGAAUGUUACUUGAGAUUGUGAGUAGAGUAGCCUAUCCGGUAACAUGCGCAUAAUAGUGUUCUCGUUUAAAGUUCCAGUACUAUAUUGAUCAGAGUUUUAAGUAGAAAGAACAUACUGUAUUUAGUGUACACUGGAGUGUGUCAAUCUAUUGAUGGAUAAUUGUACAUUUGAGAUAGUUUUUAGCCUAUUAGGUUUCUGACUGUAUAGCAAUUGAAAGGUUAGAGGGGGUUACCUAGGGGAUAAGGAAUGAGAUUCGGAUUAACAUGUUGACUGCACACAUGAUUAUGUAUAACUUCAUCAACACUAUAGGCUAGAGUGGAGUAUUAAUAGAUCAUUGCAAUUGCAGAAUUUCUUAGAGAAGAUACUUUGGACCCAUUGACUUUAUGUUAGCAGGUCUGUGGAAAAUGAUUUUGACUUAAUGCAAAUGUGAUGCAUUUGUGGGAGAACCUACUGUAUAGGAGGGAUUGUGUAAUACCGGCCCCCAUUAGUUUCUAUCCUACUAAUCACAGAAGAGCCACAGAUAGCCUAUGCUCCUUGAGGCAUGAUCAGCCUAAGUAUGUACAAAGUAGGCCCAAAAUCACACCAUCCACCUCUAUCUCUCCACCUCUCUCUAUCCACAGACUGCCUGCUGAAGACAUUAAUUAAUUAAUUAAUUUAAGAAGAAGACAUGUUGUACCCAUUGAGUUUCUAUUGUUUAGCAGGCCCCUGUGAAAGAUUUGGCUGUGAUAAAAGCCUACAUUUUAUAAACUGGGGGAACCUAAGAGAGAAGAGUCAUAUCCCUAACCCCCAUUAAUUUCUAUGCUACUAAUCACACCAUCGAUCCCCACUUCUCUCUCUCUCCACAAAGACUGCCUGCUGGGUCCCAUGGAGCCUGACCCCCUGAAGGAUGGUGACCUGAAGCCCCGCGGUCCUUCCCACAUGCCCCCCAUCAUGACCAACUCCCACCACAACGCCUUCCACGUCUGGGAUACAGACGACGUCAUCAUCCCCAUGACCCCCAUCGAGGGGAGCCCUCAGGCCAGCCCGCUGCUGAAUGUCAUAACCCACAUACCCUCCUUCUUCCCGCACUCGCACAGCGUCAACAGUCCC